AUGGAGUCAGCAAUUGAUAUGUACUGGUUCCACAAUGACACCCCCACGGUCGUGACUCAGAUACUUCGCGACUUGGACAAGAAGAGGAAACUAGCUAUUGUAUUGGAACUGACUGAGCCUGCCUUUUUCCUGCCCGAGGCCACGGGCAACAGGCCUGUUGUGCUUCGAGGCCGCUGCACGUUGAUUGUAAAACGGCCACUGAAAAUCAAACAGGUUGUGGUGGCCUUGGAUGGGUUUUCGUAUAUCAGAUGGCCCAACCGAAUUCGCGAAAUGGGAAGCGUUGUCAAUUGUGCUUUGACACUAUUUAAUUCGAAGAAGGACCCCAAGACACAGUUCCAGUAUCAGGCGAAAGAGCCCGAGAAACCCAUCACAGGUGUCACUGAAGUUGAAGUGCCGAAGAAGUACAACAAGCUUCGCAGAGUGGUAGACAAGCUCCGUCUGCGUUCCCCAAAAACCGUCCCGGAUGUCAAGCCCGAAUACUUUUCACCUGGAAAGUACUCUUAUGAUUUCGAAAUGAUACUGCAUUCCGGUCUGCCCGAAUCUACGUUUGUUGAGGGAACGAUAGUUCGCUACCAUCUCAAAGCCAGCAUCAAGUGUCACUCCAUGCUCAGGGGCAUGUACAAAUCGACUGAGGUCGACGCUGUUCGCUGCCCUGCCGAUGCCUACGUCGAAGACUCCGUGGGCGACAAUUGGGCUCUGCAUGUUGACCGCGUUUUGCAUGUAGACAUUACCCUCUCCAGGAAAGGCAUCGCUUUAGAAGAUUGCCUUCCCGCCGGAUUCAAGUACAAAGGAUACAACGACACCAAGUUCCGCAAACUUCACGUCUUCCUGGUUGAGGACGUCAGAUAUUAUACGCGGGAUGGGACGCGGGCCGGUAAGGCUCCUUAUAAAAAGUAUCUCAUACAUGAGACGCGGAAUAACGACCUCAGACCGGAUGUGCACUGGCAACAAGAGGGCGAAGUCUCUGAAGAGGAGCUGAACAACUCUGAAGCAAAAUCGACAAGAUUUCCUAUAUCUUCUAACAACUGUGACACUCCAGACGGCGAUGCUCUUCCUCCAAGCCAAACGAUUGGCUUCGACCUCGAGCUAAAGAUGCCUAAGUGCAAAUUGCACAGAGGUGCUCCGGACUUCAGAUUUAUGCACUAUGACACCAAACUUCGGAGCGUCAAGGUGUCGCAUUUCUUCGAGUUUCAGGUGUAUGUUUACAUCAAUGGCAGGCCCGCCACGGAACCUUUUGAACAGCUGGUCCCCUUGACGCUUCGCUCUUGCUACACCCAUGCGGGCAAUACGACCUUGCCUGCGUAUUUUGAGGAGCGUUUGCCGGGCUACUCAUCGCCUUCCCCGGAUGCCCCAGCGUCGACUACUGAUCAUGAUCAUGAUCAUGAUCGUUGAUAUCUACUGACUUGGAUCUCCUCCACUCGCCGCUGAGACUCGUCUGCAUUCCAAUUCACAUGGUUCUCAGAUCGGAAUGCUCAUCGUUUUGUAUCUGCUGCGGGCUCUGAGCGACCUGUUCACUGCUGGACAAGGCAACAAGUUGUGCUCGCUUUUCCGUCUUUUCCGGCUAGCAUGGCGUCGAUCUGCCCCCUGUUGAAUUGCGAGUGUCCUGAAGCGUUGUACAAUCUGACCUCGGAGACAUUUCCCGUCUCAGAUUCCUUUCUCGUCUGCAUACUUGUGUUGCAGGGUGACCGGUUCACUCUUGCCUCAAGUCUGCCUCAUGUAUGGUUCAUCUAUGCCUCCUGUGUGCC
This is a messenger RNA of Aspergillus novofumigatus IBT 16806, 1745 nucleotides long. RefSeq lists its product as uncharacterized. Gene Ontology annotation, molecular function: protein-macromolecule adaptor activity; ubiquitin protein ligase binding. Gene Ontology annotation, biological process: ubiquitin-dependent endocytosis. Bases 1 to 1392 code for a protein of 463 amino acids. The transcript has 3 exons. Gene Ontology annotation, cellular component: cytoplasm; plasma membrane; cytosol. The record is from RefSeq and is a predicted model, not a curated record. NCBI's taxonomy places the organism in Eukaryota, Fungi, Ascomycota, Eurotiomycetes, Eurotiales, Aspergillaceae.